GACGUCAUGGUCUAUGAUAAAUGUAUUAUCUAUAUUAUCUGUGUUGUGUUUAUGUAAACUAUGCGCAUGCGCUAACCGGUAUAUAUAUUUUCUUAUACGUGGAUUUUAAUUUUUUAUUAUUAUAAAAAAACAUUGUUAUUAACUGACAAUUUUUCCAGUAUUCAGUGACAAGUGACAACCACUAGUUAAGUGGCAAGUGCUAAUUAUCAGUUAGUCUAAUACUGUAAUUGUUUAAAUGUAAAAUAAAAACAAUGUGUAAAAUAAAGUUUAGAUUAUUGUCAUUCGUAAUAGAACUUAUUUAAAUUACAUAAUACAUGUACCUAUACGGCUAAACCUACCUACUUGAAUUUCAAAAUUGAAUUGUAGUGAAUUCAUUUUACAUUUCUGUUAUAGUUUACAAUUACAAACAUUGUUCAUCAGGAACAUAAGCUAUAAAUAAUGAGUAAAGUCAAACCAAGAAAAGCCAUGGUUUUUGAAGAUAAACUAGAAAAUUUUAGUCCAAAGCGAAAGAAACAUGGUUUGCAUGUACCUAAAGCUGUACCUUGUACAAUUGGUGAUAGGCUAAACAUAGCAAUUUUGUUAUUUUUGUACACAUUACAAGGGGUACCUCUUGGCCUUUCUGCAGCUAUACCAAUAAUAAUGCAGAAGAAACAUAUAACAUACAAAGAACAGGCCCAAUUUAGCUUUUCUACAUGGCCAUUUAGUUUAAAACUAUUAUGGGCACCUAUUGUUGAUUCUAUAUUUUGGCCAAAGUUUGGUAGAAGAAAAACCUGGCUUGUUCCUGUACAAUACUUAAUUGGUUUUUUUCUGUUAUUUUUGGCAAUGAACAUCAAUGAUUGGCUAGUGUUUACAGAAGAUCCAAACACUACAUUUUUGACAUUAAUGUUUUUUUGUUUGAACUUCUUAGCAGCUACACAAGAUAUUGCCGUUGAUGGUUGGGCAUUAACAAUGUUAAGAAAAGAAAAUGUAGGAUAUGCCUCAACAUGUAAUAGUGUAGGUCAGACAAUAGGUGCUUUUCUUGGCUAUGUUGUGUUUAUAACAUUAGAAUCACCUACUUUUUGUAAUAAAUGGCUACGAUUUACUGAAAGUACAGAGGGUUUAAUCACAUUACAAGGUUUUUUAUAUUUUUGGGGUUAUACAUUUAUGAUUGCUACAACAUUAGUAGCUAUAUUUAAACAUGAAAACAACGAAUCAUCUCAACAUGAUAGCCAUGAUUUAAAUUUAUAUCAAACAUAUAAGCUUCUUGGAGAUAUUAUAAAAUUACCAAGCGUUAAAACCUUAUCAAUAAUAUUACUCACUGCUAAGAUAGGAUUUAGUGCAAUUGAUGUUGUUUCUAGUUUAAAAAUCAUUGAUAAAGGUAUUCCUAAAGACGAUAUUGCUUUAAUUGGAUUAUUAUCAAUUCCACUCCAAAUUAUUAUACCGGUAUUGAUAACCAAGUACACAGCCGGACCCAAACCAAUGAAUAUUUAUUUAAAAUCUAUACCGUACAGAUUAUUAAUUGGUAUUGUCAUUGCCGUCAUUGUUUACUUUACACCAUAUUUUAUUGAUCAAGAUGGUAAUGUUUCAAUGUUCUAUUAUAUAUUAGUAUUGAGUUCAUUUUUACUACAUCAGUUGACUAUGUACUCAAUGUUUGUGGCCGUGAUGGCAUUUUUUGCCCGUAUAAGUGACCCAUUAUUUGGUGGCACUAAUAUGACUUUGUUAAAUACAUUAACAAAUUUAGGAGGCGCUUGGGCUAAUACAGCUGCAUUAUGGAUGACUGAUUUUUUGACGUACAAACAAUGUUCAACCAAUGAAAAUAACACAUGUUCCACUGAAACAGAAAUUAAUGCUUGUCAAACAUCAGAUGGAAAGUGUGAAAUUACAAUUGAUGGAUUUUAUUUAGAAACUUUCCUUUGUACAAUUUUUGGAAUCAUGUGGUAUCAAUAUUUUUCAAAAAUUAUACGUAACCUGCAAUCUAAAGACCUGAAACAUUGGCAUGUUGAUGCUAAAAAGCAUUCAAAAUUAUAAAUAAAAAAUAUAUUGUUGAUUGUUAUUAUUUAUUUAUUAUAAAAGAAAACCAGAAUAAAUAUUUUAUCAAGCAAUCGGAAAAGUUUCAUAAUCUAAAUUUUAUGUUAAUGUCUUAUCUGUUAAAGAAGUAAUAUUAUUCAUUCAUUAUAUUAUAAUAUAAUUACAAAUAUACCUGUAUCACCAUUAAAUUAAUCUGAAUCAUUCAUAUGUAAAGUUAAAGCACUGUAUAGGUCUUUAUAGGGCCCUAGUGGCCUAGUAAAGUUGCAUAUCUUUAUGAUACAUCUUGUGUAUAUGAUUAAUAUAUACAGAGUGAUUCAGUGCUGCAGCCUUGGCUUUUUUUGUUGGCUGUACUGAUUUAUUGUAGUCUAGUGUAUAGAAAUUUCUUAUAAGUUAUAUGAUUAAUACAAUUAAUUUGCUUCAUUAUAA
Molecule: messenger RNA, 2433 nt
Organism: Acyrthosiphon pisum (pea aphid)
Lineage: Eukaryota; Metazoa; Arthropoda; Insecta; Hemiptera; Aphididae
Product: acetyl-coenzyme A transporter 1
Exons: 10
Coding region: 439-2007 (522 amino acids)
Biological process (GO): acetyl-CoA transmembrane transport
Cellular component (GO): membrane
Molecular function (GO): acetyl-CoA transmembrane transporter activity
Source: RefSeq, a predicted model, not a curated record